AUGAGCGAGGAUGCCGGGCUGGCGAAGUCCGAUGCCGACGUGGUUGCGUUGGUGAAAAACGCCAUCCAGACGUCGAGAGAGGAUCAUCGUCGUCCGGCCGGAGUCGGGGGUGGGACGCCGGACGGGGUACAGCAGCCGGGCAUCACGAUCGAUUUGGGGCAUCAUAAUAUCCCGCGGCUGCCGGAUGAAGCAAUUGAGGCAAUAAAGGAUGAGAUAGAAAGGCUCGCGAUAUCACACAAUCAAAUCACCACCUUCCCUGCGAAGCUAGCUGAAUGCAGGAGGCUGCGAUAUCUAAAUGCUCGCUAUAACCUGUUAAAAGAGCUUCCCUCGCCGGUCCUCCAACUGUCCUCCCUUGAAAUCCUCGACAUCAGCAAAAACAAGCUCCGCUCACUUCCCGACGAAAUCGGAAACCUGACUUCCCUCAAAGUCCUCGCCAUCUCUCGAAACCGUAUCGAGCGACUGCCCGUCUGCCUCGGCGAUCUGUACAGUCUUCGGGUCCUGAAGUUGGACAACAACCCUCUGGCAUUUCCCCCAGCCGACGUCUGCGCGAUCCAGGCGGACGGCACCGCACCCACGAAUGAAGGCGAGAAGGAGGUGGCCAUCACCCGGCAGGUGAAAAAAUACUUGCGGGCGGCGGCCAACCGGGCGAAGUUCCAGAGCGAGUCGGAAGGGGAGACCAGCGAUGCGGAUGCAGAAACGCCACGUCCGCUCAGGCGGGCGGCGGGCACCCGAUUCCCGGUGAAGCCGAGUAUUAGUGGCAUCGAUAGUUUGGAGUUGAUACGGCCAGAAUCUCCUGCACACCCUCCUCCGAUACCUACCCGCUCCCACUUCAGGAAUCAGUCAUCGCAGGGCCAGGUGCUAGGACCGGGUCCGCGGCAGCCACCGAUUACACCUCUCAUCAUCGCAAACGCAAGCGAGAGGAAUAGAACUCGCAGCGAAAGCGUCACUUCGGCAACCUUCCGCACCAAGAGAAUGGGUAUGGUUCCAGGAAAGGGUACGGAACACUUGGGGACUGUGGAUGAAAACACGCUUCGGCGGGGAAGUCAUCUGCGAGGCCUCAGCCAUAACUCGGCGUUAAAUGGCGCGGCAGUGCCUGCGAACAACGCAAACGGCGCGCCGCCGUCCGGUUUCAACGAAUUUGCGAAUGGAGGAGUCCGUCAGAGUCUGAACAACCAGAAGCUGUCUGACCUCCUAAGCCGCGAGAAUGUUCCUGGCCGAGAAGUCGAUCGGGUGAUCGCCGCUGCGAUGCACACUGUCUGGGCGGUAUCCCAGGUCCGGGACGUUGGUCAAAUCAUGGUGAAAAUGAUGCAAAAAUACGGUGUCGCCGAGACAUCGGAUUUACUCGGCGUGCUGCACGACUUGCAUAUCGACUUGAGCGAGCUGCACCACCUGCUAUCGGCCUUUGAAGCCUUAUGCGACGAGAAUCCGGAAGAGGCACCAGGAGUGGAAGUCCUCAUCCAAGCGAGGGUCAAGAGCAGCUUGUCCACGUGUGCAAGUGCGUGGGAUCAGAUCCUCCCGCAUACCGACAUCAUCGUAGCGAAAUGCUCACGCGCCGUUCUGCGGACCGCGAUGCUGUUGCUACACGGUAGUACCCUCGAAUUACGGCAAGCGAUGGAUCUCCUUGGAUUGGAGCUUCUGGAAGAGUCACGGACGCCACCGCAUAUGGAGAGAGUCACGCCCACCAGCACGGCUGCGAGCAGCCCAGAAUCGAGAAUCCGAAAGCGGUUGGACGGGUCGCGAAAUCAACUUGGAGCGCACCUGCAUGCGUCGCGGUUCGCUCCGGCGAACUCCCAGGGUAUGCUUCCUCGAAGCAACAUCACAAGCCGAUCCAACACGCUCACGAGCAUGGCUACGCCGCACUCGACAGAGUCAUUCCCAGCGUUUGGCCCGGGCUUGUCUCGCAGCAAUACACUCACGGAAAUGGAAGACAGCGAAGAGGAGAUGAUUUUCGAGCGGGUUUACUUGCAGUUGAAGGGUGCCACUGAGAUGGCGUUGAGCGCCAUCCCCCCCGUCCAGUCGAUCCUGCUUCGCGACAGAGAAUCGGUCAUGCGGAAGUUCGGGACGGAUGAGAUGAUGCACCGGUACUGGAUGCGGUUGAUCCAGAAAUGCGAGGAUAUGACCAGUGCGGCGCGAAGUCUGCAUCGCCGACUGUCCUCGAUCAAGCUGAAAGAUCCGGUUGUUCGCAAUCAGCCCGAUUUCUGGCGGUUGACCAGCACCUAUAACCAGACUUGGGUGGAAUUGAUCGCGGCAAUGAAGGAACCUCGCCAGCAUGGUCUGAUCCGGGACGAGAUCAAAGCAUACAUGAAGCCACUGCACCGUGCCAACAAGGAGCUUUCGCACGUCAUCAACGACUCGCCGUGGCGGGAUCUCACCUCUCGAUCCGGCCGAAGCAACACAAUGACCGCGACCGCCGCACCAUCCAUGCCCGCGCCUGGUACCGGGGUAUAUCAGCAUCAUCAUCUAGGGAGUGGGUAUGGGACAUCGAUGCCGGCGACACCGCUGAGCGCAGCGCUCGGUCCGGCCGCCCAGGCAACGGUCCCCAGCACGCCGGGGACUCACACUUUUACGGGUCCGGGCGGCGUCAUGAUGGAUAGGGAUCGUCAAGCGCCUCUCACGCAGCGGCGAAUUUGA
Messenger RNA from Eremomyces bilateralis CBS 781.70, 2631 nucleotides. RefSeq lists its product as uncharacterized. NCBI's taxonomy places the organism in Eukaryota, Fungi, Ascomycota, Dothideomycetes, Eremomycetales, Eremomycetaceae. The coding region runs from base 1 to 2631 and encodes 876 amino acids. The record is from RefSeq and is a predicted model, not a curated record. Gene Ontology annotation, molecular function: protein binding. The transcript is spliced from 4 exons.